This is a messenger RNA of Cololabis saira (Pacific saury), 3492 nucleotides long. RefSeq names its product dihydropyrimidinase like 5a (gene dpysl5a). The record is from RefSeq and is a predicted model, not a curated record. The transcript has 13 exons. NCBI's taxonomy places the organism in Eukaryota, Metazoa, Chordata, Actinopteri, Beloniformes, Belonidae. Gene Ontology annotation, cellular component: cytosol; cytoplasm. Gene Ontology annotation, molecular function: hydrolase activity, acting on carbon-nitrogen (but not peptide) bonds, in cyclic amides. The coding region runs from base 163 to 1857 and encodes 564 amino acids.
GCCUGGAAGGUAUCCAUCUGGUGUGUAGAGCUCACUGGGAAGUGCCGUCCACGGAUUGCGUCUCUCCAGCUCCUCUCAGAAAGUGGCCGGACAGCCUAGUGGAGCAGCAGGUGCAGGAGCAGCAGGUGCAGCAGCAGCAGGCCCUUAAGGAGAGCGAUAGCCAUGUCCUCCAGCUCAGCCAUGGUGCGGAUCCUGAUAAAAGGAGGUAAAGUGGUGAAUGACGACUGCACCCUGGAGGCCGACGUUUACAUCGAGAACGGCAUCAUCCAGCAGGUGGGGAAGGAGCUGAUGAUCCCCGGGGGGGCCAAAGUCAUCGACGCCUCGGGGAAGCUGGUGCUCCCCGGGGGCAUCGACACCAGCGUCCACCUGGAGGAGAGCUUCAUGAACGCCACCACGGCCGACGACUACUACAGCGGCACCAAGGCCGCCUUAGCCGGUGGGACGACGAUGGUGAUCGGACACGUUCUGCCGGAGAAGGAUGAGUCUCUGCUGGAAGCCUACGAGAGGUGCCGCAGCUCGGCGGACUCCAAGUCCUGCUGCGACUACGCUCUGCACGUGGGCGUUACGUGGUGGGGACCCAAGGUGCGAGCAGAGAUGGAGAAGCUGGUGAGAGAGAAGGGAGUGAACUCUUUCCAGAUGUUCAUGGCGUACAAGGACACGUUCAUGCUGAGGGACAGCGAGCUGUUCCAAGUCCUUCAGCACUGCAAGGACAUCGGAGCCGUGGCAAGGGUCCACGCCGAGAACGGGGAGCUGGUGGCUGAGGGAGCAAAGGAGGCGUUAGACCUGGGCAUCAGUGGUCCGGAGGGGAUUGAAAUCAGCCGUCCUGAAGAGUUGGAAGCAGAGGCAACGCACAGGAUAAUCACCAUCGGCAACAGGGCUCACUGCCCGGUCUAUCUGGUGAAUGUGUCCAGCAUGUCUUCAGGAGAUGUAGUGGCUUCAGCGAAGAUGCAAGGUAAGGUGAUCCACGGGGAAACAACCACAGCCCACGCUGUCCUGAACGGCAUGCAAUACUAUCACCAGGACUGGGCUUAUGCAGCCGCCCACGUCACCGUGCCUCCUCUUCGCCUGGACCCCAACACGCCAAAUUUCCUCAUGAGUCUACUGGGAAAUGACUCUCUGAAUGUUGUUGCCUCUGACCACCGUCCAUUCACCAUCAAACAGAAAGCAAUGGGUAAGGAUGAUUUCACAAAGAUCCCCCAUGGGCUUCCUGGCAUCCAGGAUCGGAUGAGCGUCAUCUGGGAGAAAGGAGUGAUUGGAGGUAAAAUGGAUGAGAAUCGCUUUGUUGCAGUCACAAGUUCCAACGCAGCCAAGAUCUACAACCUCUACCCCAGGAAAGGCAGGAUCAUCCCCGGUGCAGAUGCUGAUUUGGUGGUCUGGGACCCCGAGGGAUCCAAGACCAUCUCGGUGGACAGUCAGGUUCAGGGCGGUGAUGUAAACCUCUACGAAGGCCUCCGCUGUCAUGGCGUGCCUCUGGUCACCAUCAGCCGCGGCCGUCUGGUCUAUGAAAAUGGCAUGUUCACGUGUGCCGAGGGCUCUGGAAAGUUUUGCCCGCUGAGGACUUUCCCAGAUUAUCUCUACAAGAAGAUGGUUCAGAGGGAGAAGAGUCAGGCAGUGAAGGCCGUGGAGCGGGAGCCCUACGACGGUGAGGUUGUUGCCGUGGUGAAUUCAGGAAAAAGGGACUUUGGCGCCUCGGACCUGGACACCCCCACGCGCCCCUGCACCCGGCACGGUGGGGUGAGGGACCUCCACGAGUCCAGCUUCAGCCUGUCGGGGGCUCAGAUCGAUGACAGCAUUCCAAAGAGAUCCUCCGCGAGGAUCUUGGCUCCUCCUGGAGGGAGAUCCAGCGGGAUCUGGUAAACCUUGCACGCCGCCAGGGUGGAGGAUGCCUGAGGGAGAUGUACGGCAGAACAAGAAGUCUGUUCAUUUUAUUUAUUUAUUUUUGUCUUUCACGUUGAACUCAGAACAGUUAUUUAGAGCUGUAAAAUCGUGUGACUUUGCCAUUAUAAUGUUGCAGAACGGCCAGGGUACCAAAUUCCAGUCAAAUGUUAACAAAACAUCAGUAGCGAAUAAAAAAUGAGUUGCUGUUGGGUGACUUUGGGGAUUGGAUCGUGCUAGGGGGGGAGAAGCAUCGUAUCUUAUUAAUGGUUUUAGGAAUGAAGGUGAGUCGUGUUAUUUUUUUUGAUAAGCUUGUGUAACCCGUCUGUAAAAUCCAAUUUUGCACUUGUAUCAUGUACUAUUUACAUGCCUUUUUACAUCAUUUAAUGUCACAAAAAAUAAUGUCCUUUUAUGGCGAACCGUAUGAUGUGUAGUUAAAUAUUGCAAUAUUAGCUGUUAAACAAAUAGUUCAAUUGAUGGAGGAACGAAUACAAGCUUUUUUUUUAUGUUGCAUUAUUUGAGUUGUUUUUUUCUACUUUGAUGAUAUAAUUAACUCAAAUAGGAAUGACGUUUGAGCUCAGUGGUUUGUUGUCAGAUUAGCAUUUUAGAUCAUGUUUAUAGCCUUAUAGCGUAUGAUGGACAGCUGGAAUAGGCUCCACACACACACACACACACACACACACACACACACACACACACACACACACACACACACACACACACACACACACACACACACACACACACACACACACACACACACACACACACACACACACACACACACACACACACACACACACACACACACACACACAGGACCUUAGACAAGCAGGUGUAGAGAAGUGGAUGGUUGGUUAUAGCCUUAUUUAGCAUGAUGAACUUCUGUUCCACCCCUAGCAAAUGUGAAUACACCUCCGCUGUGACGCCUGCAGGUGGCAGCACUGCUUGAACUAUGACACCAAGCACAAGUGUGGAUUGUGUUACGCAGCACUCUUUGUGAUCAUAUUCAUCCACAGAGAGAGAGAAAAAAAAAAGCCUCACACAAGUUGCCUCCUUCACCCUCGAACACAUCGUUUCACCUCACCAGUGCAGACCACGGCACCAUCACUGUCCUUUCUUUUUCACUGCUCUGAAAAUACUGGGUGUAAAUCUUCCUCUUUCUGACACCAAUUUCAACAUACCACUGUGAACAAUAUGGAAAUUAAAACAUCCCACUUGGCGUUUACAUUUGUAAUUAACUGCCCUCUUAUGCCACCAGACGUUGUAUGUUUGUUCAAACCCUCUUGAUACUUUUUUAAAGCCGUCUACUACUGUAUAUGUAUUUUUAUUUCUUAUAUUUACCCAAGAAUAAUUGUCUUUAGGACCUGUUUUUUUAUUCAGUUUCUGUCACGUAUAAGUUGGGAUGCAAAAACUCACAAUAGUCUGAACUUUUUUGCACAGAUUUCACUUUCCGUCUUGCAGAGCUGCAGUGACUCUUGUCACGUCUUUCCCCUGCCAAGUUACACUGGUGCUGAACAAUGUAUCGUCACAUUGAAUCCAUGUUUCCUGUACCGAUUUUUGUUAUCUUUUCUUUAUCACAUGAUUUAAGUGCAAAUAAAAACACAUUGAAUCCCA